Messenger RNA from Alosa sapidissima (American shad), 5767 nucleotides. RefSeq names its product pre-B-cell leukemia transcription factor 4 (gene pbx4). The transcript has 11 exons. Gene Ontology annotation, cellular component: nucleus. Gene Ontology annotation, biological process: eye development; brain development; embryonic organ development. Gene Ontology annotation, molecular function: DNA-binding transcription factor activity, RNA polymerase II-specific; RNA polymerase II cis-regulatory region sequence-specific DNA binding. Lineage: Eukaryota; Metazoa; Chordata; Actinopteri; Clupeiformes; Clupeidae. Bases 407 to 1717 code for a protein of 436 amino acids. The record is from RefSeq and is a predicted model, not a curated record.
GAGACUACAGUAGUGUGUAUGUGUGUGUGUGUGUGUUCCAAGGAGUGGGGAAAAGGAGACAACCACUAGCUAAAGAAAGCAAGGAGAAAGAGAGGCAAGUCAACCAUAGUAAGAUAGAAAAAAAGCCAACUAGCCGUGGCCGGUUGAAGGGCAUGGCGAGUAGAGUUUUUAAGCUUUGUCGAGUUGGUCGUGUUUUCGUAUUGUUUUUAUAAUUAGCCACAUACCUGGUUAAAUCCAGUUAAAACGCGAGGAGCAGCCUGCGACUGGCUCUGGUCCCUGUAAAGGACCCGUUGAACAGCUAGCUGGCUACAUGAUAUUUUGUUGUCGCUAGCUUAGCUUACAGGCUCCGAGGUAGCUCCAUUGCAAGAAGAAAUUGUUAAAAGUAAGUGGCAUCUGCAUUGAGAAAAUGAACUAUGCUGCAAGAGACUUCUGUGGAAGUAUGGAUGAUCAGACCCGGAUGCUGGCGGGUCUGGGAGCACUCGGCGGAUUAACACCAGCCGACGUUGGCGACCCUGACUCGGUUCGGAAGCAACAAUCCCUCGGUCAGCCUCAGCAGGACAUAGGGGAUAUUCUUCAACAAAUAAUGGCCAUCACAGACGAGAGCCUGGAUGAAGCUCAGGCAAGAUGCUGGCCAGAGGAGGCUUCGGCGCAGUGGGGCGGAACUGACGACCCCACUGAGGGAGGUGGAGCUGGGAGGGGCACGGCGGGGGGUGCCCUGCCGCUCAACUUCCAGCACAGGAAACAUGCUCUGAACUGCCACAGGAUGAAGCCGGCCCUCUUCAGUGUCCUGUGCGAGAUCAAAGAGAAGACUGUUCUCAGUAUCCGCGGCGUGCAGGAGGAGGACCCCCCGGAUCCCCAGAUCAUGCGUCUGGACAACAUGCUGCUGGCCGAGGGCGUGUCGGGCCCGGAGAAGGGUGGCGGGUCGGCGGCCGCAGCCGCCGCUGCAGCUGCAGCAGGAGGAUCCCCUAAUGAUGGCAGCAUCGAGCACUCGGACUACAGAGCCAAGCUGGCCCAGAUCCGCCAGAUCUACCACUCCGAGCUGGAGAAGUAUGAACAGGCAUGCAGCGAGUUCACCAACCACGUGAUGAACCUGCUGCGGGAGCAGUCCCGCACGCGGCCCAUCUCCCCCAAAGAGAUCGAGCGCAUGGUGAGCAUCAUCCACCGCAAGUUCAGCUCCAUCCAGAUGCAGCUCAAGCAGAGCACCUGUGAGGCCGUCAUGAUCCUGCGCUCACGCUUCCUGGACGCCAGACGUAAGAGGCGCAACUUCAACAAACAGGCAACGGAGGUGCUGAACGAGUACUUCUACUCACACCUGUCCAACCCUUACCCCAGCGAGGAAGCCAAGGAGGAGCUGGCCAAGAAGUGCGGGAUCACUGUCUCUCAGGUCUCUAAUUGGUUUGGCAACAAGAGAAUUCGGUACAAGAAGAACAUUGGAUCGUCGGGCUCGUACAGCCUCUCUCACGCAGGAGACGCCUACCUCGGCCUGCGCUCACUCAACGGGGAGGGCCUUGCCGUCACCCCCUCUCUCCAGCAGCAGGUGGAUACCCUGCACCGUGCUACACACCUGACGGCCGGCUAUGAGGAGCUGUCAGGAAGUGGCCUUUUUACCCCACACAGCCUGGACGCUAACAACAGCUGGCAGGACACCACCAACCCCUCCUCCAUCACCUCUCCACCUGGGGCCCCUGGCAGCAUCCAUUCAGACACCUCCAAUUAAGACACAUGCUUUUCUUCCACACUCUCACACAGACACCCGCUGACACGUGCACCUGAGUUCCCCUGUUAUUUCUCAACCCUUUCCACUCUCCUGGUGUGGGACAUUUCUUCCACUCUGCCCCCAAACCACUGCCAUCUGCCCUGCUCCAACCCCCACUCCACCUCCUAUGCCCUCACCUCACCUCAACCCCCCAACCUCAAGAUUGACACUACACUACCCAUAAGCCAUCUGGACCAUCCCACCGGGCCGGGCAUGAUGGGGAAAAGCACACAAACACUCAACGCUCGCUCCAGAGGAACACAGCAGAGCAACAAAGCGCAAAAGGACAGGACUGCCUUCAUCACAGAGGGCACAACUCACACUGCUGGACCACAACAACACUCCUCCACAUACAGUGGAGAGAGAGAGAGAGAGAGAGAGAGAGAGAGAGAGAGAGAGAGAACAUACAGAGAGGCCUCUAGUUGUGAGCCAGAAAGCCACGUGCAACGCAAUGCAGCGUGGCGUAAAGUGAUGGUCGGGUCUCCCACCCACGACCACAGUGGGGUCCACUGGCCUGAGAUUAUCUGACUCACUCAUCAUCCAUGCACACACACACACACACACUCACUCACUCACUCUUACACACACACACACACACACACACAUAUACACACAUACACACCACACACACACAUUCAAACAAGGCAUCACCCUUUGUGGACUUCUUCUUCGUGGACUUCUGCAUUAGUUUGUGAGGGUGAAACCAGCAGGCGGCUGAGUCAGAGAUGCCCUUCAGCCUCGGGGAGGAGUCGGAAGCUCCCUCCAAUCACAGUGGACACCUCGCUCCCCUGGGUCCCACAGACACCACCAUAAUAACCGCCACGCUUGUACCAAAGUGCUGUCCAACAGUGGUCACCUCCUUCUGUUUUUCCUCACAGACCAACAACCACAGACACCCUCGAACUGACCACCCACGCAAGUUCUCCCGACAUCCUGUUCUGCUUGUUGCAAGUCAGUUCCUUUUUAACAGAGUUUCAAAAGAGAAAAAAAGAGAAAAGCUCAACGUAGCACUGUUAUUAUGUAAGUGAAGAGAACCUUUUAGUAUUGUAAUAAGGUUGUUUAAAGUACUUUUAUCAAACCUCUCGAUGCUUGUAAAUGGACACACAUACACACACACACACACACAUGACGUUUACAACAGCUGACAAUGAAAAUGUGUUAAGCACAAGUAUUUUUUCCAGCUAUUGGACCUCUUCCAUAGGACACACAGGUCAGGGCAUAGGAUGCUUUUGCUCAAAAAGAAAACAUAAGGGAGUGCUGGUGGUUGCAGCAGAACGUGUGUCAGACGUGGCGCUCACAGGCCGAAAAGACAGGAAAGUACUGUGCAGGAGGUUGGGAGAGGAGAAUGUAUAGGCUUUCUAUGGAAAUGGAUUUCUCUCAUUUUCACACUCACACACACACAAAUACAAACACAUGCGCGCACACACACACACACACACACACACAUACACACUCUGCAGCCACCGUGGUCACUUCUGUUCAGUACUGUUUUGUAAUUCUUGGAUUUUUUUUAUUUUGUUUUCAAAAAUAAAUGUAGUGUAAUGUUUUUUUGUUGUUUUCAUAAUAAUGCCCCAGCUACCAAAUACAAAAAAAGAACUACAUUGUAGAGUUGAGAAAAUCUUAAGGGUAGGGGAGACGUAUGUGGGAGAUUUGAAUAGGGAAUGGGUUAAGACCAGAAGAAUGCAAUGUGUAAUUGUCUUCCAUGCAUGUAAACGUCGGUGUUUUUUGUGGUGUUCAUCGGACCUACUCAUCUCCAUUAGUUCACCGUUAACUUAGCUUUUUUUUCUUCUUCUUUUCUUAAAAAAAAAAAAAAACACUUCUGGAGAAGAGGUUGUAACACAUUUUUGAGAGGGUACUAAUGACAGACCAAAAAGGAAAAAAAAAAAACUCAUCAUGCACACACACUGUACUGACUGUCCUGCUGGCUGGUGUUUUCUGUUCCUGUUAUUUCAUCGAAUGGUUUCUGUUUAGGGUUCCCAAACAGGUAGCUGCAUCUGACCCCCCACCCCACCCCCCUUCCCAACAUGCAGGAGGCCACAGAUGACCGAUAAGCAGUCGUUACCUGUAUUGUUCCAAACCAAAAAUGUUUUCAGAUAUGUAAAUUAUGAUGACAAAACUGUGGUGCGUCUGUCAGUCAGAGAUACAGCUGGGGAGGCGAGGAGGUUUGUCAGUUUUGCAUCAGUGUAUGUGUUUGUUUGACUGUGUGUGUGUGUGUACACGGUUGUGUGUGUGUGUGUGUGUACACAGUUGUGCGUGUGUGUGCGUGUGUGUGUCUGAUCUUACCUUACGUUGCUCUUGGUGUAAAGGUGGGUGGGAUGUUUUUUUGUUGUGGGUGGUCUGGGAAAUAGAGGUGUAGGAAAGGUCGUUUGAUCACUCACCCCUGUGCUUUGAGUCGAUUGUAUCGUGUGUGCAAUGACAGCAUCCAUUCCACAAGAAGGCUCGCUGUCACUCUAGUCCUAACAGCUGACCCCAUGGCGGGAACUCCACUCUUUGUCUGUUAUCUAGGCCACUCAAACAAGGGCUUUUUCUCUCCUUUGAAUAUGAACCAAAAAAGAGCAGUACUGGGUGCGUGAUGAUUCAAGACUAGAGCCUAUACAGAAACACAAAUUCCACAUUUUUAUUUUCUCUAACUUUUUUUUUUUUGUUAACUUGUUAAGAAAAGUCAUAGUAGAACCAGAGUGUUUUGAUAUAUGAAUGACAAAUUCUACAUAUGACGCAAAGGACACUGAAAUGUAAAUUAGAGUUUUGUUCAUGGAUGACCAAACUCUGACAAGCUUUUCAAGGUAUUAGCCAGAUUUUGAUGUCCUCUGUUCCUUACUGUUACUUAAAAGCGUUUCAUAUGGCUGUCUUUUACAAGUCUUGCUGUUACUACACCAAAAUUAUCAUUUUCUUUUGUUUUCUACCAGUCGUCUGUGGGUGUCACUGUACAGAUUGUGGAAUGUUUCAACAUAUAUCUUUUUAUAUAAAGAUUCUGUUCUUUUCUUUUUUUGAGUUGCCUGGUUUGUUUUUGCCUUUACUCUGCAUAUGUGGUAGAGCAACAAUCUUUUAUUCUUUUUUACAAAAAAAAAUAUUUUAACAGCUUAGAAUUUAAGUUUGACUGUGGAUUUUGGAGUGAUUAUGUUGCUUAUUUAGUGUUUUUUGUGGAAAACUGAGUUUGCGUUUGGUGCAGUGAGAAACACUUCCUACACACAUAGAUUAGGCUCUUUUUUGAAAUAAAACUACCACAAAUGUGCACUGUAGCAAUACUUUCUCCACAAGCAGAAAUCCAAAACUGCACUCAUUCACCGUAGAAUGUAGCUGAUGAAUUAACUUGUACAGGUCAGACAGAGUGUAGCUUUCAUUUUUGAAUUCUGACUUGUAACCUUUCUCUAAAUUGGACACUGAGGUUUGAUCAGUCACGUUUUAACAUCGUGAAUUUUCUUUUUUUGUCUUAAGUGUUGUGCUUCUUCAUAGUUUGGGGUCUAGCUUAAGUGGAUACAGUGUUCUUCUUUUAAAACUGAUGCCUGUUCCACAGUCACUGAGCUUGUGUUCACUGACAUCCUGCUACUCCUCACCUUAAAAAGCAUCUCAGUCUCUGCACUGUUCAAGUGGCUUCCCCUGCACCAAAUCAGAACUGCAUCGAUAGCGUUUUUAUAUACUUUGUUUUAUUAGACUCUUAGUGUCUCCCUUCUUUCAUUCUUCUUUCUUCACCCCAUUCUUUUUCUUCUCUACCUCUCUCUCUCCAUUUUCUCUUGUAUAUAAAUCCCUCUGUUUUCAGACUGGUCAGUCUGUAAAAUCCUUUUAUACCUCAACUUUAGAACUGUUCUAGUAAGAGAAAAAUAUGAGAAAAUUGUAGUGUUCCUUAUUAGAAAUACAAAAAACUAAUAAAAUAAUCUAGUGUGCUUUUUAUCAUUUUGGGGUGUUUAUUUUGGGGAUGUUUAUUUGCUUGUUUUAAUGGGAACAAUGACCUUUAGUCACUACAACUAUGCUAUUGUGACUUACAAAAAAAAUAAAAAAUGUAUAAAGAACCUU